Lampris incognitus (smalleye Pacific opah) is the source of this 1955-nucleotide messenger RNA. RefSeq names its product serine/threonine kinase 25b (gene stk25b). The record is from RefSeq and is a predicted model, not a curated record. The transcript has 11 exons. Gene Ontology annotation, biological process: protein phosphorylation. Gene Ontology annotation, molecular function: protein kinase activity; ATP binding. The coding region runs from base 402 to 1673 and encodes 423 amino acids. NCBI's taxonomy places the organism in Eukaryota, Metazoa, Chordata, Actinopteri, Lampriformes, Lampridae.
UUGUCCUCCUCAAGCUUCAACUGGAGAAGUGUCUGAGUGUUUCUCGGUAUGAAUUAAAUAUUAAUCUGCGGAAGAGACUUUUCUCCCCUCGGAUCAUAUAAACGAUCGUGUACAUGGAGUCGCACGAUUGAUAAGUUGUUCAAUCGUCGGACCGCGAAGUCGGGCUGCUAUUGGACUUGGAGGCCGAGAGCACUGCGCGGAGUGACAGUCCCGUUGAAGCCAGCGGACUGGGUGUUUAUCUGGCUGGCUAGCUGGCUAGCCCACCCCCCCCCCCUAGCUUCCCAGACAGCUGGGAGUUUUGAGGAGGAGAAGGAGGAAACAAAGAAUUUGACAGUACCGUAACACAGACGGGGGGAGAGGGUGUUGCCGUUGUCCCUUUCUCUUCAGACCUGCCCGAGGGGAUGGCACACCUCCGAGACAUGCAAAACCAGAAUUCACGGCUGGACCCAGAGGAGUACUUCACCAAGCAGGAGCGGAUUGGGAAGGGCUCCUUCGGAGAGGUCUACAAGGGCAUCAACAACCGCACAAAAGAGGUCGUUGCCAUUAAAAUCAUUGACCUGGAGGAAGCUGAAGAUGAGAUUGAAGAUAUUCAACAGGAGAUCACAGUGCUGAGCCAAUGUGACAGCCCCUUUGUCACAAAGUACUAUGGCUCAUACCUGAAGGGGACCAAACUGUGGAUUAUCAUGGAGUAUUUAGGCGGAGGGUCCGCUCUGGAUCUGCUCCGUCCAGGGCCUCUAGAAGAGACAUACAUUGCCACCAUAUUGAGGGAAAUACUGAAGGGACUAGAGUACCUUCACUCUGAAAGGAAGAUUCACAGAGAUAUCAAAGCUGCCAAUGUGCUGCUGUCGGAGCAGGGGGACGUGAAGCUAGCUGACUUUGGGGUGGCAGGCCAGCUGACAGACACCCAGAUUAAAAGGAACACAUUUGUGGGCACGCCUUUCUGGAUGGCUCCAGAGGUUAUCAAACAGUCUGCCUACGACUUUAAGGCUGAUAUCUGGUCCCUGGGCAUCACUGCUAUCGAGCUGGCCAAAGGGGAGCCUCCCAACUCGGACCUGCACCCCAUGAGAGUCCUUUUCCUCAUCCCUAAAAACACCCCUCCCACUCUGGAAGGCCCCUACAGCAAGCCCUUCAAAGAGUUUGUGGAGGCCUGUCUCAAUAAAGAUCCCCGCUUUAGGCCAACAGCCAAAGAGCUUCUGAAGCACAAGUUCAUCACGCGGUACACCAAGAAGACACCCUACCUUACGGAGCUGAUCGACCGCUACCGCCGCUGGAAGUCCGAGGGGCACGGAGAGGAGUCCAGCUCUGACGACUCAGAUAUGGACGCUGAUGGCGAUGACAACCAGUGUCCAAUGUGGACCUUCCCCACAGUCAGACCCAGCUCGAUGAAUAAACUACAGAAAGGCUACUCACACACAGACUCAGAGACAGCAGAUUCGGUGAAAAGGCAACCCAAGUCACAAUGCCUGUCUGCCUUGGUCACACCUAUUUUCAGAGAGCUGAAGGAGAAGCGACGGGCAAGUGGCAGUGGUGUUGGGGCCAUUGAGGAGCUGGAGAACGCCUUCAACCUGGCCGAGGAGUCCUGUCCUGGUAUCUCCGACCGCCUUGUCACACACAUGAUGGAGAGAGUGCGCAGGUUUUCUUUAAAUGGCAACACCACCCCAUCGUCACGGUAAAACAGCAGCUGGAUGUAACUCUGCCUGUCCCCCAUCCCCUCUCUGCCUCAAAGACGUGCCCCAGCGGCUCAAAUAAGGACCACAGAAAACACACCGUUUACUUCCUUAGUCCAGUUCCCUGUCCAGUCCCCUCAAGAGAUCUUUUAAUUAGUUAUAAUUAAAUAUUUUUACAGUUUUUCUUUAAAGAACGGAGAGUAUUUAAGACGAGAAAGCCAUGGCAUUUAGAGCGUUGUGUAUACCUGUUAGAUUAAGAAAAAAAAUCCUAUAAUAAAGUCUAUGGAA